This is a messenger RNA of Triticum aestivum (bread wheat), 1784 nucleotides long. RefSeq lists its product as uncharacterized. Gene Ontology annotation, cellular component: mitochondrion. Gene Ontology annotation, biological process: L-glutamate catabolic process. The record is from RefSeq and is a predicted model, not a curated record. Bases 415 to 1365 code for a protein of 316 amino acids. NCBI's taxonomy places the organism in Eukaryota, Viridiplantae, Streptophyta, Magnoliopsida, Poales, Poaceae. The transcript is spliced from 5 exons. Gene Ontology annotation, molecular function: L-glutamate dehydrogenase (NAD+) activity.
GCACGCUUCUUCCCCCUCUGUCGAUCCCCUCUCCGUGCCUCCUCCUCUGCCGUGUCGCUGCGCUGCCGCAUACUUCUUCCCCCCUCUCCGCGCCUCCUCCUCUGCCGGUCGCUGCGCUGCCGGCUCAGCCACUUCUCCUGUGCCUUCUCCUCCCCGCUCGUCGCUGAGUCAUCGACCAGAUCGGCGUCCAUGUUCAGCAGCGGCGGCGACAUCUUCAGCGGAGGAGGCGGGUGGUCGUGGCGGCGGCAUCUUCAGCGGCGUCACCGGAAGGAGGGGGAGCAGCCGUGCCCGGAUGAGGUCGUCCCCAACUCCUGCAUCUAGUCGUUGACCUUACCCACACUGUAGUCGCCGCUGCUGGUCGAGGUCACCCAGGUUGACACCGGCCCCGCCGGACUGCAGGUCAUCCUGCCCGACAUGGUACAUACGGUAUUUGGCAAUACUGGCUCUUGGGCUGCCCAAUUGAUCACUGAAGCUGGUGGCAAGGUGGUCUCCAUCAGAGAUGUCACAGGGACUGUCAAGAACUCCAAUGGCAUUGACAUAGCCAAGCUGAUGAAGCACUUGGCAGAGAACCGCGGGAUCAAGGGCUUUGACGGAGGCGACGCCGUCGACCCGACCUCGCUGCUCACGGAAGAGUGCGACGUGCUCAUCCCUGCAGCUCUGGGAGGAGUCAUAAACAAGGACAAUGCUGAUGCCAUCAAAGCAAAGUACAUCAUCGAGGCUGUUAACCACCCAACAGACCCCGAGGCCAACAAGGCAAGAACACCAACAUUUUGCCACAAAACUAAGCUGCAUUUGUUGACACAUUCACGCAUUGACUGCCAGCAGAGAAAUGUUCAUGUUCGUGGUGCAGAUUCUGGCAAAGAAGGGCGUGCUGAUCCUAUCGGACAUCAUGGCCAACUCCGGGGGAGUGAUGGUGAGCUGCUUCGAGUGGGCCGUUGGGCGUCCAAGAGGCACUUGACCUUUUCGGAUCACGCUGCCAUUGGCGUAAUCCAGGCCGGAUCUAUGGAGAGCCCGGCGCAACACCGUCACAGAUUGAUAAGGGCCGGAGCUUCAAUGACAAAUCUACUAUAUUCAGCACACAACCCAACUCAGCAGGCACGAGCCAUGUCGACAAUCGGGGUGGCACUCGGGUGCAUGCUCGCCUCGACAGUCAUCAAGGUCGCAAUAGAGUCGGUGGAGGCUGUGCUCGGCAACGCUGAGAGAGAGUCUAUCGAGCAUAAGUCCAUGCUGUUGUGGCUGAACCGACUUAUGGAUGCCGACAUGCUUGAAGAUUUUGAAGAUGAAACCGACCUCAACCUGUGGGCAGCCACGAUGAAGAAGAUUAAGAUGCCACAUAACAUGAGAUCGAUGCAAAAGCGCAUAUAAAAGAUAAAAGAGGACCCUGAGGAGCGGCAAGGUCCCGACAUCCAGGAUACAACAGGAUAUGUGGAGGAGGCAGAAAUCAUCUGGUGGACUGAUGAUUGCAUAUCUUGGAGCAGCAGUUAUUUCCCCCUCCUUUUGAUACAGUGGUUGGAGUCAGUAGGUAGUGAUUAGAGUAAGUAGGUAAUACUUUUCAUUGGAAUAUAACUUGCAAGUUGAUGGAUUCAGAACCUUUGUGCUAUGAAAUACAGUUACAGUAGGAGAUUCAGACACUAUUCUUGUGAUUAUGCCACUGGACUAUUGUCAUUUCCCAUUAAAAUUAGUUAGGAAUUUUGUAUAUUUAGGCGGUGUAUGCCACCGUAUUGAAUGGACAUCUUGGAAAACCAAAAUUGUCUCAAUUUGGAAGGAUGGUUGCUUUAUGUGAA